Fopius arisanus is the source of this 887-nucleotide messenger RNA. RefSeq names its product alpha-ketoglutarate-dependent dioxygenase alkB homolog 6. Gene Ontology annotation, cellular component: nucleus. Bases 135 to 830 code for a protein of 231 amino acids. The record is from RefSeq and is a predicted model, not a curated record. Lineage: Eukaryota; Metazoa; Arthropoda; Insecta; Hymenoptera; Braconidae. The transcript has 5 exons.
AAAUGUCAAAAUUCAGGUCCGGUGAGUUCUGGGUAAAAAAUCGAGGACUCCCUGUCAAUAAUUUGCUGUUUCGCCGGUGAUUCCUUGGAUUUAUUGUCAUUUAUAAAAUUGAAAGAUGGAUUAAAUACUCCAGAAUGGACGAGAAUAUCGGGGAGAAUAUUUUAAUCGCUGGAAAUCUCAUCCCAAAGACGCCUCCAGUGGCUUAUUACAUCCCGAAUUUCAUAACCGACGAAGAGGAAGCUGAAAUAAUAAAACAUGUUAAAAAUGCACCUCAGCCAAAAUGGACACAGCUGAGUCAUCGAAGGCUCCAAAACUGGGGUGGAAUUCCCCACCCCAAGGGAAUGAUCGCCGAACAAAUUCCAAAUUGGCUGCAAAAAUACAUGGAUAAAGUGUCUUCUCUCGAGAUUUUCGAGAGAAAAAUUCAACCGAACCAUGUCCUGAUUAAUGAAUAUAUACCAGGACAGGGAAUUAUGGGACACUCGGAUGGUCCUCUGUUUCACCCCAUUGUCACGACGAUCAGCUGUGGAUCCCACACUUUUUUGGAAUUCACGAGACGUCUGGAUACCAGCGAGGAAGAACGAAACAUAAAUCCUGAGUUUGCAUUUCUGCUGGAACGAAAGAGUCUUUUAAUCCUUCAAGAGGAACUCUACCACAACUACCUGCACUCGAUAUCAGAACGCAAAGUCGACGUUGUGUCAGUGGAAAAUAUUCGUAAUCUCGACUUGUGCUCGUUGAAGUACACAGACGGUGAGAUUUUGGAGAGAAAAACAAGAUUGUCACUGACAAUUCGUCACGUGCCAAAAACAAGCAAGCUCAAGCUCAAGUUUUAAUCUGUGACCUCAAUUUAUCUCUCAUCUGUUUGUAAAUACAUUGAGACUCACGUAUAA